Messenger RNA from Cryptococcus wingfieldii CBS 7118, 390 nucleotides. RefSeq lists its product as hypothetical. The record is from RefSeq and is a predicted model, not a curated record. The transcript has 4 exons. NCBI's taxonomy places the organism in Eukaryota, Fungi, Basidiomycota, Tremellomycetes, Tremellales, Cryptococcaceae. Bases 1 to 390 code for a protein of 129 amino acids.
AUGGUUUUCGGACAAAGCGACUCUGAGGCUGCCCAGCAGCACAUUACCCCCAACGUCUUCAAGUCUGACGCCGACCAGGCCAAGGAGGGUGUCCAGCAAGACGUCAGGCACGCCACUAGUGGCACCCACCACCAGGCCGAAGACGCUAUCCGCCCAGACGCUGGAGGCAUCACCAGCGCUUUGAAGCCCAGUGGCGAGCAGAGUCUUGGUGAACAAGCUCAGCAAAAGGCGGGACAGAUUGGCUCUGAGGUCCAGCCGAACGACACCAAGUCCGCCACUCGUCAGACCAAGGACUUUGUCACCCCCGGUAACGACUCUGCCGGUGCUGGAGGUAUCUUGAACCAGAUCAAGAACAAGGUCACUGGAAACGAGCACAAGGGUACCCACUAG